GACGGGGCGGUGGCAAGCGGCAGAUGUCGAACAUCGUCACCACGCGCGUCUUCAUUUAAUCUGGCAGCCAAGCUUGAAUUUACAUGCUCCAUACACGAGCCAGCCCGAGCAACAAACUCCCUUUCUUCCAUCUUCAAUUCCCAUAACCACCACCCCGGCCAGAGGUAUCUGGGCCUCCACCCAUCCGCAACCAUGAUGGUCGAUCCCUUUGAAGUGCGGAUGCGCUUCACGGCGCAGCUGCAACACCUGAAUGCCUCGGUCACCUCCUCCCAGAAAGCCGCGCACUAUGCGCUCAAGUAUCGCGACAUGGAUGAGGAUCUUCACUCGUGCAUUCUCGAACAAUUAGAGCGAAACAACAUGAACAACCGAGCAAACAUCAUGUACUUCGUCGAGCAUUUCUGCGAGAUGGCCACGCGGGAAGAUCACGCGCCCUACGUCCGCAUGAUCCAGCGCGACAUCAUCCGGAUUGUCGACGCCGUCGCGCCGCCCGACGGCUCCGGGGCCGCGAACGUCAAGCACGUCCGCCGCGUCUUGAACGGGCUGCAGACCAAGGAGAUCCUCCCCGCGGCGACGGUGGCGGAGAUCGAUGCCUUCCUAAAGGAGCGCGAGACGCACCCGGCCCAUUUGGAUCUGGAGGGGGAGGAGGAAGAAGGCGCCAAGGGUGGAGAUGCGGCAGGGGCGGCAGGGGCGGCGCGGGCCAAGGGUGCGACGCCGCGGGGCUCGCGCGGGAGGGUGGACAAGCGGCAGAUCGAGCAGCGCAUUGAGGAGGACCGCGAGCGCAACAAGCGGCUGCGGGAGAGUAUGUGGACGGUCAGCGGGGAUGAUGGCGACGAGCAUGGCCGGUUCUGGGAUGAGGCGAGUGAGAUCGGCGAGGAUGACUUUCUGGCUGCGAAGGAGGAGCUGUUGGAGCGGAAGCAGAUGGUGGGUGCUCGGUGAAGAUUUGCCCAGCUGCGUUGUCUUGUGGUUCACAUUGCGAGAGUGGCUUGUUUGGGUUCUCAUGGUCUGAGGGAGUUUGGAGGGGAGUUUCUGAUGCACAUACUACUGAUACUAUACACAUACACAGCAUGGUUUGGCGUUCUCGAUGGUGUGCUUGUCCUGUGGAAUUGUCUUACGAGUUUCACAGCUCAUGCAUUGCAAGGUUUACAGUUGUCCAGGAUACCCGAAAAGUGGAUACUAUAUCAGCUUCAAUUGAAUUUGACAUAUCG
Molecule: messenger RNA, 1205 nt
Organism: Aspergillus aculeatus ATCC 16872
Lineage: Eukaryota; Fungi; Ascomycota; Eurotiomycetes; Eurotiales; Aspergillaceae
Product: CTD kinase subunit gamma
Exons: 2
Coding region: 196-936 (246 amino acids)
Biological process (GO): positive regulation of transcription by RNA polymerase I; positive regulation of DNA-templated transcription, elongation
Cellular component (GO): CTDK-1 complex
Source: RefSeq, a predicted model, not a curated record